AUGCGGUCUGCACGGCCGGUGAGCCAUGCCCCGCUGCGUCUGCAGCUGCGGUUCGGUGCUACCGCGGCGCCGCCUCUUUCAUACGACAAGCUCCGCCAGACAUGGGAGAAUCAUACCCGAUCCUUGUAUACCUUUUUCGAUGAGCCCCUCUUGAUUGUCGAGGCGCGCCGAGCCGUCCUUACCGAUUACCAAGGCCGGGAAUACAUUGACUUUUAUAACAACGUCCAUCAGAUCGGCCACAGUGAUGCGCGCGUGGCAGAGGCCGUCUAUGCUCAGAUGCUCAAGAGCUCACUCUCGACUCGCUUUCUAUCCGAGGUUACGCCCCGGUGCAUGCGCUACUGCGUUUCUGAGCCUCUUUCCUGUCUGGCCUUUAGUUAUAUCGACGCACUCAUCAGCAAGAUGCCCGAAUCACCCACUGGCAAGGGCUGGUCAGUUUUCCUGGUCAACAGUGGCUCUGAAGCCAACGACUUGGCCAUGCAAAUUGCCCGUGACUACACGGGUCGCCAGCGAAUCGUAGCCAUCGAGAACUGCUAUCAUGGCAUCACCUCUGCCAUCAACGAGAUCAACUCAUCCUCCUCCACCGGCAUCAGCGCUAGCAAGGGCAGCGACGCGUCUGCGACUUUGGAAGAGGGCGUGGCGAGCAGCAAGGCGGUACUGGACGGUGAUGGCACGGCAGAAUCCGCUCCCGCAGCCUUCAUCGCCGAGACUGUCCAGGGGGUCGGCGGCAACGUCGACUGGCCCGACGAGUACUUGAAGGAGGUGUUUGACCAUGUGCAGCAAUUGGGGGGCAUCACCAUUGCCGAUGAGGUGCAAACGGGCUUUGGACGCUGCGGCACCUUUUGGGGCUUUGAACGGGAUGGCGUCAUCCCGGAUAUCGUGACAAUGGGCAAGCCGAUCGGCAAUGGUUUUCCCCUGGGCGCGGUAGUUUGUCGUACUGAAUUGGCCGAGGCUAUCGAAGAUGCCAAGCUCUUUUCCACCUUCGGUGGCAACCCCCCCGCUGCUGCCGCUGGCCUGGCCGUGAUGGCUGCGAUUGAAGAAGAUAAUCUCGUUGCUCGCGCCGCCAGUAUGGGCGCCUUCUUGCGCAGCGGUCUCGAAUCGCUUUGUGACGAGCACCCACACGUCUUUGAGCGCGUGACGGGUCGUGGCCUGUUCCUCGGCCUCCACCUGCGCGUGCCGUCAGCUGCCAAGAAACACCCGCACAUGCCGGCCAUUCUGCAAGAGUGUCUGGAUCAUGGUAUUGUUCUUGGCAAGGGUGGCAUUCAUUCACAUGUCCUCCGUUUCAAGCCCCCAUUGUGCAUUGAGGAAGAUCAGAUUUACCGUUGUCUGCAGGUCGUGCGUGAUGUGUGUGUCAAGCUGGCUUGA
Molecule: messenger RNA, 1362 nt
Organism: Monosiga brevicollis MX1
Lineage: Eukaryota; Choanoflagellata; Craspedida; Salpingoecidae
Exons: 13
Coding region: 1-1362 (453 amino acids)
Biological process (GO): glyoxylate catabolic process
Cellular component (GO): mitochondrion
Molecular function (GO): L-alanine:glyoxylate transaminase activity; pyridoxal phosphate binding
Source: RefSeq, a predicted model, not a curated record